Bactrocera latifrons is the source of this 1785-nucleotide messenger RNA. RefSeq names its product WAS protein family homolog 1 (gene wash). Bases 129 to 1661 code for a protein of 510 amino acids. NCBI's taxonomy places the organism in Eukaryota, Metazoa, Arthropoda, Insecta, Diptera, Tephritidae. Gene Ontology annotation, biological process: endocytic recycling; retrograde transport, endosome to Golgi; Arp2/3 complex-mediated actin nucleation. The record is from RefSeq and is a predicted model, not a curated record. Gene Ontology annotation, cellular component: early endosome; WASH complex; recycling endosome. The transcript has a single exon. Gene Ontology annotation, molecular function: alpha-tubulin binding; gamma-tubulin binding.
UUGCUAAAUUGCACUUGUGAAGGAUAAAACCAAAGCUUUGCCUUACAAUUAUUACUUAAUUUUUAAAUACACAACUAUUGACCAAAAUAUACAAAACAAUAUAAAUACAAAAUACGUUAAAGCUUGCAAUGUAUACAGUAGCUGUGAUACCUCCUGAUCUACGACAUGAAGAAACAAUCAUCCAAGCAGCCAUAGCUCUCAGUUGUCUUCAAAAAACAAUAAAUUCUGUAUUUGACUGCAUCGAUAAUCGUACCCAACACAAUAAUGCUAAAGUACAAGAGUUGAGUGCGCGUAUUAAACGGGCACAAGCGAAAAUACGCAGUUUGGUGGGCACAAAAAAAGCCAUCAGAAUUUACGCUCCAGCUCGUUUUCCAUCAACACAAGUUUUUUAUGAUAUACCACAAACCUUCGGUAAUUUGGAAACAAUGUUGGACGAACAUAUAAAUAAUCAAAAACAUAAAGAACAAUUAAAUUACGAAGUGCAUGGUCGUAUAGAUGUAUCUGCAUCGCAAGCGUUACAAGAAAAAUUGGUUUUCUUCCAUGUUCGCAAUAAGGAUAUGAACGAAUCAUAUCCGGGUAAUACUGUGGCUGCCAACAGACUACAUGUAAACAAAAGUUCUGGUAUGGGUAUGGUACCAGAAAAAUUACGAUCAGUAUCCUCAUUGUUACAUUGUAAUGGCAACGAAAUGGUUUACGGUCAGGAAAAUGUUGAAAAGGAGGCAUGGAAAAAAGCUAAGCUCUUUAAAAUACAACGUCAACGUCAGGAUAAUACCGAAAUUAAGCAACUUUUAGAUCCAGCACCCUAUUCAUUAGCGCAUCGCAAUCAAAAAACAGAUUCUUUAGGAGGCCUUCGCUACACACCACGAUUGCAUGAGGCACCGGAAAUCAAUCUACCACUGGACUUGCCCGAUUUACCAGGUAUUGCUGAUGAUAUACAAUUUGAGGGUAAAGAGCAUCAGCAAAUUGCCCCAUCAUUAUAUAUCGAAAACUUACCCGAUCUGGCUGAGUUAGAGGAGGCAGCUACAAUUGCGACAAAUAUAUCUAAUCCUAAUGAAAAACAAGGUAUUGUACUUGAACAUUCAUCUCAACCGCCAACAACGAACACAGUCCUGGCUCCAAUCUCAAAAAGUGCACAAGUAUCAGUGGCACCAGCACCACCUCCACCGCCUCCACCACCACCAUUACCCCCACCACAUACAUCGACAACACCAAUGGAAUAUAAUGCGAAAAACGAAAACUCACAUUUACAAAACCCGAACACCAAUAAUGCUCGAACUGAGUUAAUGGAUGCUAUACGAAAAGCUGGUGGUGCAAGUGGUGGUAGAUUACGUACUGCCGCUGCUGCCCCGGUUGAUGUAGUCGAUACUAAAUUACGAACCAAAAAUAGUGAAAUCAAACCCAUAGCAAACAAAAGUGGUGGAGGAGAUCUCAUGGCUGAUUUACACAAUAAAUUAUUAAUGCGACGUAAGGGCAUUUCAGGAUCAAAAAACCAGGAAAAUAAUUACUCUACUAAUUCUGUACGCAAAGGAGUUACAACUUCUACCGAUAACCCAGUUAUGUCUCGUUUAUCGGCACUAAUACCACCACCCACCGGGCGUAAAAACUCUGAUGACGACGACGAUACCCACGACGAGGACAACGAUACAGAUUGGGUGGAAUAGCAGUGGUUUAUAUGUAUGUAAUAAUAUACAGUAACGAGUGAAGUAUCAUAGCUCUUUCACUGCAAAAAUUUGAUGCCAAUUUCAAACCGCUUGUGCCUACUUUUAAAUUACACAUUAUUAAAAA